UUAUUUGCUCAACUAACAAACCUUUUGUCCUUUUUUUUUCUUUCUGCAGUGUGAAAAAAACAAAAAAAACAGCCAAGAUGUGUUGCUCCGGUUUUCUCAAAAUUAUGAUGUUUGUCUUCAACGGCGGCAUCUUUGUGGCGGGUGCAGCCAUCCUGGGUGUUGGGGUGUGGGUGAAGGUGGACAGCAGUUCUCUGCUGGGCAUACUGGACAGCGUGGACGGCGCUCCGUCUGGGUUGUCCGAGCUGGUCUACGUCAGCUACCUGCUCAUUGGGGUGGGUGCUGUGCUGCUGAUCAUCGGCUUCCUGGGCUGCUGUGGCGCCGUCAGGGAGAGCAGGUGCAUGCUGCUGACGUUUUUCAGCAUCGUGCUCGUUAUUUUCCUUAUCGAGGUCGCUGGAGCUGUGGUGCUGCUCGUCUUCCAGGAUUUCGCUCACAACAUUCUUUCAGAUCUGGAGGAUGGAGUAAGAAAAGGCAUUCAAGGUCACUAUGGAGAGAGUGAAAGUCUGACGUCUCUCUGGAACGCCACCAUGGAGCAGUUUAAAUGCUGCGGAUACAGGAACUACACAGAUUUUGAUGGCUCUCCUUUUCACGAUCGCGGAAACGUUUAUCCGACCAUGUGUUGCAACGUUACCACCACGCAGAGUGUUUGCAAUACAGAUAAAGCACAUAGUUCGAUGAUUGGCGGCUGCUUUGACAAGCUGCUACAGUUCAUACAGGACAACGCUGUGAUCGUUGCAGCCGUGGCUCUAGGAAUCACUUUUUUUGAGAUUUCUGCCAUGGUGGUGUCGAUGGUCCUCUACAACAAAAUUGGCAACAAGCAGUAGUGACUCGUGUCUGCAGGACAUCAUCAUAAUUGGUGGAGAAAUUGAACCUCUAAGCAGCUUUUAAAGUAUAGCGUUUUCUUAUUCCUUGAUUCAAAACAGACAGAUCAACAAUGCUUAAUGCUCUACCUGCGAUCUUCCUUAUUAUUGGCUCUUUUAUAGGGCAUUGAAAUCUCAGACGGAGAGGUGGUCAAUGAAGCUGACGUUUUCGUGGUUUCAUAAUUGUAUAUGUACACAUUUAUAUGUGAAUUAUUUAUGUUUGAAUAGAGCUGCUGUAUGCUGACAGUGCAUGUGCUGAGUGCUGAUACAUAAGGAUGUGUGUGAUGAUGCACAGUGCAGAAAAGUUUUGUUUUUUAAGAUUUAUUUUGGGGCUUUUUGUGCCUUUAUUGGAGAGAUAGGACAGUAGAUAGAGUUGGAAAUCAGGGAGCGAGAGAGUGGGGAAUGACAUGCGGGAAAGGAGCCACAGGUUGGAUGUGAACCCGGGCCGCCCGCUGGGAGGACCCCAUUGACAAUUAUUUUUAUCUCUUGCAUUCAGUGUAGUAAUAAAAUACUUAUUUUUGUAUGUUUGAUCAAAUUUAAAUAAAUAAAUGAAGAUUUCAAUCUUGA
This is a messenger RNA of Labrus mixtus (cuckoo wrasse), 1424 nucleotides long. RefSeq names its product tetraspanin-1-like. The transcript is spliced from 7 exons. NCBI's taxonomy places the organism in Eukaryota, Metazoa, Chordata, Actinopteri, Labriformes, Labridae. Gene Ontology annotation, cellular component: membrane. The record is from RefSeq and is a predicted model, not a curated record. The coding region runs from base 78 to 821 and encodes 247 amino acids.